AUGUCCUUUGAUUCCAACGCGACCAUUCUUCUCAAAAUCUAUUCCCUCCUCACUCUCAUCUGUUCCAUUGGAGCUGCCGUUUUCCAUCUCAUUGCAUUGGGACUCUACGCCGAUCGAACCAAAGAUUCUACACCCACCGAGACCUACGUCGCUCUGGGAUUCACUUCUGGAGCUUGUGUCUUGAUGGCCUUCUUUUCCUUCAUUCAUGUCUUGAGAAUGUUAAUUUCCUCAUUAAGGUCGAAUUAUUCAAGAUUUAACCAUGUCAUGUGGUGCCUAUAUUUGGCAAUGGCUGGAUUCACCAUGGGAUGUGGAACCAUUGAAAGUACAUUGACAGGAUUGUUGUAUCGAGGACAGAGAUCGGGAAAUAAUACACAUAUUGUAGAUACUUUGUUUGCGGCAAGUCUUGUGGUGAGUGGAGUGGCAGUGAUGGCUGUGAUGGAUGGAAUCAUGUCGAAAGCGAAUCAGAAAUCGAUUUGUUAG
This is a messenger RNA of Naegleria fowleri, 480 nucleotides long. RefSeq lists its product as uncharacterized. Bases 1 to 480 code for a protein of 159 amino acids. Lineage: Eukaryota; Heterolobosea; Eutetramitea; Acrasida; Naegleriidae. The record is from RefSeq and is a predicted model, not a curated record. The transcript has a single exon.